UCGUGCGCGCAAGUAUCCCUCAGAUACGCGGAAAGACGGCCUCCAAAAAAUCUAGAAAAAAAACAACAAGAUAUACUGACAAAGAAAAAAGAGGAAACCUGAGGAAAAUACAAUACAGUACUAUCAGUGCUGGGAAAAAUGUUACAACAAUAUCCGUGGGCAAAUGAAAAGGAAAAGAAAGCGUGAAAAGUGUAACUGAAAGCUUCAUGAUUUUCUUUACACAAAAAACAUAUUUUCCUCGGUACUAUACAUAAUUCUAAGGCAGCAGCAGCAGCAGCAGCUUUUUCGGGAACCCCAAAAAUGAGUGCGUUUUGGUGAAAGCGGGAUUGAGCAAAGGAGGAGAAUAAUUAGGAACCAACAAAAAAACACACCCUCACCUGUGGAUGAGAGCUUUAGCAAUGAGCUGCCUCCACUUGAAGAACUUUAAAUGCGCCAAGUGGUCGCAAUCGUUACCAAGGAGUUAAGCAACUGAAUAUCAUAGCAUAAGAACACACCAAACACACUUGAGGCCAUUUUCCGGGAAGAAUUCUUCGCCUGAAGUCUAUCGAAAAAAGUUUAAAAGGGAGUUUCAGCAUGCCACCGAUCAGGCAGCUGCUGGUGCUGGUGGUGCCAGUGCUUGUGGCUCUCCUGUCCCUCCUGGUGAAUCCCUCGUUGGCCCAGCGACCGCUGAUCAUGAACCACACCUUCAGCUCGCUGCCCAUGUCCCAGCAUCCGAGCUUCAACAGCUGGCCAGGUGCCUCGGGGGGGAAACAGCUGCGAAAUGGGAGGCUGCAUGAGCAACCCCUGCCCCUGCCACAACCCACGUCGCCGGUGGUCACACAGUACGAGGACUACGAGUCGGCUCCGCCAGGAUCGCGGAGAGAUAACAAGCGGCGACUGGCCCAGUUGGCCCAGCGACCCGGAAGCGGAAAUGGCGGUCGGCGUGGCAUGGAGUCGCUGCGCAAGGAGCUCAUGAAUCCCUCGGUGGGUGGUCCGGGCGGUGGCAUUUCCGGCGCCAGUGCCGGCUACCCCUCGUACUCAGGCACCUCCUCCAUUGGCCGCAUUGAUGGUCUAGGCCAGGGCAUUGGAUCCGCGGACCGCUAUGGAUCCAUGUACGAGCUGAAGCAGCCCAGUGGAAUGGCCGCCAUGACCGCCGGUCCAUUGGGAGGACCCUACUCCACCAGAUUACCUCCCCAGUACGUCGGUGGGGAAGACCAGCCCAAGCGCUUCAAUCAGUGGAAGAGCUCCAUCAGCGAGCUGUACAAGCUGAAGAAGGCCCUCAACCAAGCGGAUGAACCUGCUGGCGGGGUCACACACGGAAACUUCGAGGGGGAUCUGCAGCCCUCGUCGGCGGACCCGCUGCAGAAGAUCAAGGACCGCAUCCGAGACACCUCUCCAAAUGCGAACACAUACGCUCCCCACACGGAUGCCACGCCCUCGUCGGAGUACGAGUUUGAGCUGGGCGUUAAGUGUAACUUCGAGAGCCCUUGCUCCUGGACCUGGGGCAACUACACGGACGGUUUUCAAGUUAUGUCUGGCAUGGAGUUGAUGAAGAAGAACCUCACAGGACUGCUGCCAGGACCCACAGCCGAUAGUAUCGACGAUGCGAACGGAAGGUUCCUGUACGCCCGCGUGAUUCCGAACUCGAAGCCUCUGAAUCUCACCUCUCCGGAGUUCAGUACCACCAUGGAGAAGUGCUAUCUGGAGGUGUACAUGCACCAAAGCGACAUGAGCCACGGUCUUUCCAGGGUGGUGGUGGAACCACUCCAUACAUCUGAGAGCAGCUGGGUGCCGGCCGAGAUCCUGGGCGACAAUCAGCGCCAAUGGACGAGGAAGGUAUAUCGCCUGGGUCGCGUUUCACGCGAUUUUCGCAUCGUCUUCGAGGUGGUUCCCGAACUGCGACCUGGUCAGAAGGGUCAUGUGGCGCUGGACAACUUGCGGAUGGUAAACUGCUUCCCCGAGGGCACAAAGUCGGAGAAGUGCAGCACCUCGCAGGUGAAGUGCACUGCCAACAGGGUGCCCGUGUGCAUCCAUCUACCCCGAAUCUGCGACAUCACCAGGGACUGCGAUGAGGCGGAGGAUGAGCAGCAGUCGUGUGAUAAAAUACCUUAUGGCGGUCGUUGUGACUUCGAGGAAGACUGGUGUGGCUGGCGAGACUCGGGAAAGACCACUCUCACCUGGUCACGCCACACGGGAUCCUCGCCCACUCAUGACACCGGGCCGGAUGGGGAUCACACGAUGCAGCAUCUGCAGAACAACACCAGUGGAUACUACAUGCUGGUCAACAUGAAUCAGCAUCAGAACAACAGCGAAAAGAACUCGAUCAUAGGAUUUGCCAGCAAUGCCAUAAUGGUCAGCAAGACCUUCAAUCCGCCGCCAUCGGUCCAUGGAAACCCUGACUCUGCCUAUCGUAACUCCUGUGUGGUGAGGUUCUUUAUCCACCAGUUUGGCAAGAACCCGGGCAGCAUCAACCUCUCCGUGGUGGAGAUGAAGGAGAAGGAGAACAUCACCACCACGCUGUGGUGGAGCACCAAAAACCAGGGCAGCGAUUGGCUGAGAGCGGAAUAUGUACUGCCAAAUAUAACGUCCAAAUACUAUCUUCAAUUCGAAGCUCGCAUGGGCAUGAGAAUCUACUCGGAUGUGGCUGUGGACGACUUCUCUUUGAGUCCUGAAUGCUUUGGCCUCAAUAUCCCAGCAGAUCACUUGAAUGGCUACAACUACUGGGAUGUGCGGCAGAAUCUGAAGAGUCCUUCCUACAAAGACUUUGAGCACACCAACUACCUUGAGCUAACCAGCUGCGACACUCGUGGCAUGAUAGGACCCUCGCAGGCGCAGUGCGAGGCAUCCUACAGGGAUCAGAAUAAGUCCCAUGUCCUGCGGGAAGUCCAUGUGGUGGAGGACCAGAGCAGCUACAAGGGCAUGCAGAAGUGGAAGGUCCCCCACGAGGGGCACUACACAAUCAUUGCCAAGGGCGCCAGUGGAGGACUGGGUUCGGGUGGUGUUGGCAGCUCUCGAGGAUCGGUGGCUGUGGCUGUUCUGGAGCUGCAUAAGCAUGAGGAGCUUUACUUCCUCGUGGGACAACAGGGCGAGAAUGCCUGCAUCAAGUCGAUGGGCGUUCUCAAGGAACCCGGCUGCGGCACCGAUCACGACCUGGAUUUGGGCCAAUAUAGCUUCCGCAACAAGCAGGACAUGGUGAAGAACAUUUACAUCGAAAAUGGUGCCGGCGGUGGAGGCGGUGGCUCCUACGUGUUUCUCCUCAAUCAGGCCAAAAACGAGGCUGUGCCUCUUCUGGUCGCUGGUGGUGGAGGAGGCCUUGGCAUUGGCCAGUACAUAGACGAGGACUUCCAGCAUGGUCAGAAGGCGAAGCCCCAGCAGGCGCCAGAAAGUGGACAGAUCAACGGCGAGCCGCUGAACAAAAAGACCGCUGGCCCAGGUGGAGGAUGGAGGGCCAAGGAGGACCAGGCCCUGAGCCCCACCAAUGGAGCUGCUCUACUCCAGGGCGGUCGUGGUGGUCACUCCUGCUAUGUGGAGCUGGCGGACAACGGAACCUCCGUGCACCGACAUGGCCAAGGUGGCUUCGGCGGAGGCGGAGGUGGCUGCAAUACCGGAGGAGGAGGUGGUGGCUACGCCGGUGGCGAUGUCUAUCUGACCGAGUCGAAUGGCGAGGGCGGCAGCUCCUACAUCAGUCCCAGCCGGAGUAUUCGCGAGAUCAGCGAAAUAUAUGCGGGUGCCAGCAGUGGACCAGGUGCCAUCAUCAUCAUUCCGGCGAUCGAGGGCUGCGGCUGCGACUACAGGUGCGUGGCCCUGGAUGAGUUCCGGUCGAAGGUGCGCUGCAUCUGCCCGGAUGGCUGGAGUCUGAAGAGGGACAAUCAUACCGCCUGCGAGAUCCGCGAGGAGGCCGGCAAGUCAUCCUUCCAGUACCUCGUCACCAUCCUGAUGAUCUCGCUGGCCGUGCUCUUCAUCUGCAUUGCGGCGCUCAUCUUCAUGCUAUACAAUCGCUAUCAACGGAAGAAGCAAUCGAAGAAGCGCCACAAGAUGCUCGUAGAGCAGGAUCUCCAGUUAACACGUUUGCGCAACAAUAUCGACGACUCCAAUCUGAACAACUUCAAUCCCAACUAUGGGUGCGAUGGCAUCCUCAAUGGUCACAUCGAUGUCAACAGUUUGCCCCAAGUUGCACGCGACAGUCUGCAGUUGGUCAAUGCCCUGGGCAAAGGAGCCUUUGGAGAGGUUUACAUGGCCUUGUAUCGCCAUCGGGAUGGAGAUGCCGUGGAAAUGGGCGUGGCAGUGAAGACCCUACGCGAAGAUCCCAAGCGCGAGAAGGAGGAGGACUUCCUGAAGGAGGCUGCCAUCAUGGCCAAGUUCAAUCACCCGAACAUGGUGCACUUGAUAGGCGUCUGCUUCGACCGUCAGCCGUACUACAUAGUCUUGGAACUGCUCGCUGGCGGGGAUCUGCAGAAGUUCCUGAGGGAGAACAGGAACACCCCAGAGCGUCCCUCCCUGCUGACCAUGAAGGAUCUGCUGUUCUGCGCCUUGGACGUGGCCAAGGGGUGUCGCUACAUGGAGAGCAAGCGAUUCAUCCAUCGGGACAUUGCCGCCAGGAACUGUCUGCUGAGCAGCAAGGGUCCCGGCCGAGUGGUGAAGAUCGCCGACUUCGGCAUGUCCCGGGAUAUCUACAGAUCGGACUACUACCGCAAGGGAGGCAAGGCCAUGCUGCCCAUCAAGUGGAUGCCGCCGGAGGCCUUCCUCGAUGGCAUAUUCACCUCGAAGACGGAUGUCUGGUCCUUUGGCAUUCUGCUGUGGGAGGUCUUCAGUCUGGGCCGUUCGCCAUACCCGGGGCAGCACAAUACCCAGGUGAUGGAGCUGGUGGUGCGAGGCGGUCGAUUGGGCUCACCCACCGAGUGUCCCGUCUCCAUCUACAAGGUCAUGGCCGACUGCUGGAAUCCCACGCCCGAGGAUCGGCCCACAUUCAUCACCCUGCUGGAACACCUGACCGCCUGCACCCAGGAUGCGAGCAUAAUGAACGCCCCUCUGCCCAAUAUCCUGGGACCCACGGCCUCGGAAAGAGAUGACACCGUCAUACGACCGCCCAAUGGCGAGGAGUUCUGCCUGGCGGUGCCGGACUACCUGGUGCCCUUGCCACCAGGUGGCAGCAACAAUCCCUCGGUGGCCAGCGGAUCAGGCUAUGUUCCGGAGUCGCAGCGCCAGCAGAUGAGCUCCUGCACCCCGCCGGCGGUCACCUCUCCCGCCGCACCGCACCCCAGGCCGGUGGAGAACAUCCCGCCGACCAGUGGAGACUGCUGGGAGACAUCCUUUAUACUACCGAACUCCAAGGUGGAGCCACCGGUGGCCGGGAGUGGCCAUGACGUGCCACUGGCCGCCGGGGAGGAGGCCAAGCUGAUCAGCCUGGACACACCGCAGCCCACACCGACCACCAUCCAACCACCCCUGUCCUUCGCCUCGCAGCUGGACGGGAUCACGCUGGACCCCUCGGCGCUGACCAAGGGCUUGCCCAACGGCAGUGCCAAGCAGUCGUACGCCAAUGUCCAGGUGAAGAACGGGGAGGAGGCGAAGCCCCUCAACGGCGUGGUGGUGGGCAAUGGAACGGUGAUGAACGGCGAGGUCUCGACGGGAUCGGGUGGUGCCGAUUCGCCCUUCACCAUCCAGGGAUACGCGGAGCGCUACAAGGACAACAACAAUCAUUCCGAAAUCAGUUGUUAAGCGGGCACUCGGAAAUAGGGUAUCCUAAGAUCGGGAUUCUACUUCAAAAGUCCAUAAUUAAAGUUUCCAAAUAAACUGUUUCGGGAUUUUUCGAAAAGAUUUUUAAAAUCUUUUACCAAAAAGUACAGGUCAAAGAUCUACCAAUUAACAAUGCCAAUAGCUAGACUUCUGAAGUAUACUCCCGACUUUGGGCCGCGUCUUUAUCGCUCGUAAUUUGUCUUGUUUUGGGGCAAUCACAAUUUGCUUGCGCCUCACCAGCGCACUAAAUAUAUUUAUUCUCGAAUCAUAAAAUGAGAAAAACCAACAAACAAUUGGGAUAACAGAAACCGAGUGAGAAUUCACAAACAAAAUUGUAUUGUAAUUUAAUCUUAAAUUUGUAUUGCGUAAAAAAACAAAAACCAAAGUCGGAUAACAAGAAACUGCAAGUAACAUAUAAACUUAGUUGAUACAAAUAGUUUAGUUUUUUACCAGAUAUUAGUUUUGCGAAAAGGAAAACAAAAAGUAAUUGAAGAAAAAGAACAUUUUGCGAGAGGUUGUAUAUAUUAAUUGUAUCUAAGUUUUACAUUUAACCUUAGUUUAAUUCAACUAUUUUUUUACAUCCUCAGUUGCCAUACCCUUAGUUAACGUUUUAAGCUGAUGACUGAAAUGCCAAACAAUAUUCCUAAAGUAAAAAAAGUUAAGAACGAAACGAUAGCUUAUUUUUAAUACGCAGUCCAGAACCGGGAACCAAGAUGCCAACUCAAAGUAGUUCAAAGUGUCGAAGCCAACAGCUCGUUUAAAGUUCGCAAUAACACCACAAAUGUAGUCAGAUAUGCCAACACGUAUGUUUUUAACAUAGGAUACACCUUAAUUUAGGAUUCUCGAUUCUUGCGUUGUUUACUCCAAACGAAGUUAAAUUUAGUGUAAAUAACAGCUUCCGUCGUAGCGAAUUACGUAUAUUGUAUGUAUUUGAAUAGUCCUAAGGAAAUAAAAAGAUUAGUAGCGUAUAAAGCGAUAGAGAAAAACUACAAUUUACAGGGUGAUUUUUAUGAAAAUUCAGUUGUAUGUUUGAAAAACAAAAAUUAGCAUUAACGAAACCACGUUGAGGCAACGACUUUCAGCUCGAUUGAGUUGCUUAAAAUGUUGUAAAAUAUUCUUUCAGCACAGCCCUGUAUUUGUUCAUCAUCAGUAACGCUCUCUUUUCAGGUGUUGAUCGGAAUUCGAGAUUUUGUACAUUUAGUUGGAACGUAACAAACAAGCUUUAAAUUAUAUAAUUUUUAUAAAGAUAUAUUAACGAUAUACAAGUGAGGCGACAACAUUAUAUUUAACCAGGCCGAAGAUAAAUAAAUUAUACAAGAACGAGGCUCGCCGCGGAGCCAAAUUUAAUUUAUUAUAUACUGGGGUAGGUAUACAUGCAUAAGCAUUAAUGUAUGUACAACUAGGCAUAAGCAAAUUGAGUGUGUGUUUAAAACAGCAAAUCGAAUAGAGAAAAAACAAAAAGUAUAUACAUAUUUAGAUAAUGAUACCGAAACAUAUAUAGGAAAGAUACGUUACGUCUAUGUUUUGCUUUAUGUACAAGUCUACUGUUAUAUGCGCAUACAUCUAUAUACACGCAAACAUAUUCUCGUAUAUAAACAUAUGUAUAAUCAACUUAUAUAUCCAAUAUGUAUGUGCGACUAAAGCGAACCGUAAAUUAAAAUGCUGAAUACGCGGAAACAAAGAACAUGUAAAUUACAUUUAUAGCUACCUAGAUCUUACACGCAUAUUCAGCCGAUCUCGCGUUUUUGCUUAAAAAUAAAUAACAUUAUUAAAUUCAUAAUUAUAUGAACCUAUUUUUCCAUAAGACAAGCUCAAUAUUAUAUGACUCGAUCCCAGGACAAUGUUUAUUCGACCCAUGAUUGCUUUUCAUUGCCGAAAAUAUUCACAGUGGAGUAAAAGCGAGAGAGCGGUUGAAUGUGCAAUUUACAAUAUAUUUUACAAGCGACUUGUCACAGAAAAUACCGAAACUCAAACAAAAAAUGUACAAAAGAAAUAAAAACAAAUCGAGAGAAAAUAGAAAUAAAUAAAAAUCUACCAAUGUAUGCUCACAAUCGGAAGCUCAAUAGGUGUACGAACAUAUUCGAAGGUAUAUCUCCGCAUCCACGGCUUAAACAUAGUCUUAACACCUAGUCGAGUCGAUGACUUGGCAGUAUUUUCCGUUGCUGUACGUGUAUCUAUUAUGGUUGUGCCGCGGCAUCUCAAGUAGGCAGUAAGCUUACCAAAAUGCAUUACACACACACACACAGAUCUACAGGAGGUCCUUUCCGAGUACAGGCAUAUGUAUAAACACACAGGAUUCCCACACACUUUUGUACCCUGACGACAUUACCUAGUGUACCUUAAGCCCACAACCUGACAGAGAAGAUAACAUAUGCAUAUAUCCACAGACCGUUGUUGAUUGAUGAUUGAUUGUUGGCACUGGUUCAGUUCGAGAUUUUGGGGUUUAGAAUGGGGUGAUCAUUACGCUACGGAUUUAAAGAUGGGCGAAGAAUCGAUACGAUUCCGUAGUUCGGCAACAGUUCGACAUGUUUUGAGGGCCAAGAGGGUUUAAGUAUUCAUUGCUGAUCACUCGACAGACAUCAAAGGUAGCUCAAUUUCUUAGGAGGGGAUGUGAGAGGUUUUGAAGCUUAGAACCAGGCCAAGGCAUUUACUUCUGACGAGAUAAAUCAUUGUUAUCCGCAUAACGAUUUCGAUGGAAUAUCAGUAGCUUUGCAUACACUUCUUUUCUCAACAAUAACAAAAUCGCAACGAAGUUUAGAAAAGUAAACGUAAACGAUAUAUAAAAACAUAUAUUUAAAGACAAAUUUAAGAAGCGAAAUAAGUAAAAAUCUCACACAAUAAAUGGUAUUUUUAUAUACUACGAAAACCCUACCAAAAAAAAAUCGAGAAAAAACAAACGACAAAAAAAAAAAGGAAUGCAAGUUUAGUGCAUGCGAACAGGCUUAAACUUAGCUCUAGCUAUAAAGUAUUAUUAUAUAAAAACAAAAUUAAUGGUUUUCAUUUAAAAUCGUAAAUUAUUUUGUUACACUUAAAGAGUAAUGAAGAAACCAAAAAUAAAUAAUAAACAAGAAACAGAAACGCAAAGACUAGAACCACAUUUUGUAAGCUGGCUCGCCGGAGUAAUGGAUUGGUGGCAAGUAACAUAUAAUACAGCAUAAGCAAACCAACCAACAAAAAGUCCAUUUAGAGAAGCCACCACACUCGAAGAAAAACGAAAACGAAUCUAUUGUCAUAACUUGCUGAAAAAUAAUGACGGGCGAGGAAAUCUAAUCGGUACUUGAGAAUUCCACUCACAUAGUAUAAUUUUCGAUUCGGUCUAAGCUAUAGGGAAAUACCAGCUAAGCAACCUAUAACAAACACUUACCCAUACUCCAGUCUCCCCUCACACUCCGCUCACCCAAGCUCGACUUCGGAUUUCCACAUUUUCCACGCUUUUCCUCCCCCGUGAGUCGAGAGGACUAGUUUUGAAUUAUCUAAGCAUAAGCACAUCUCACAAAGCAAAAUCGAAAAGUAUAUUAUAUCUUAAUGGCAUAUAUAUUUGGCGCUAUGGAGUGGAAAACAAUUUUAAGGUUGGUGGCGUGUAAGCGCUGGAAAUGCGAAAUAACAAAAGCUGAGAAACUGAGAAAAAAGAAUAAAAGUGAAAUUCAUGUGUACAAAAACAA
Messenger RNA from Drosophila biarmipes, 9377 nucleotides. It is a transcript of the gene Alk, whose product is annotated as tyrosine-protein kinase receptor. Gene Ontology annotation, molecular function: protein binding; ATP binding; transmembrane receptor protein tyrosine kinase activity. The transcript has 9 exons. Lineage: Eukaryota; Metazoa; Arthropoda; Insecta; Diptera; Drosophilidae. Gene Ontology annotation, cellular component: signaling receptor complex; membrane. Bases 574 to 5697 code for a protein of 1707 amino acids. Gene Ontology annotation, biological process: regulation of neuron differentiation; positive regulation of kinase activity; cell surface receptor protein tyrosine kinase signaling pathway. The record is from RefSeq and is a predicted model, not a curated record.